This is a messenger RNA of Aplysia californica (California sea hare), 3106 nucleotides long. RefSeq names its product zinc finger CCCH domain-containing protein 13. The record is from RefSeq and is a predicted model, not a curated record. Lineage: Eukaryota; Metazoa; Mollusca; Gastropoda; Aplysiida; Aplysiidae.
UUGGAGACAUUAUCUCCACAGUCAUUAGCGGCAAGGCCUCUGUGGGAGUGAACCCAAAAGUAAACAGUAAAGGCUUAACAUUUCUAUCAAGGGCUUUCUUUCAUUACGCUGUUGGCACCCUCUUCUAUGUCUUCACGAUCAGUCUGCUGUGAAGGCCGUAAAACGUCUGUUGUUGUCGUGAUUUGGACUUUCUCUAUUUUUGGGCCUGUUCCAACCGUGGAAACGACGUGUUUGGUUGUUGUGAGUUUUCGUGUCUUCGUGAGAAUGGGCUGCUGACUUACUUGUGCGUUGGUUUCUGGACAAGGACGAUCACAGGAUACUGGCUGAUGCCAAUAUUAUAAUUAAAGCAUUGAGGCACAUAGAUGGAACUGAAAUAAGGAAAUGUGAUCAUUGUGGUCGUAAUCAACAAAGACAGUAACUAUAACAAAAAGAGCUUGUUUUGUGCUACAAAAAUAUUGUUCGUAAGCAGUAGAAAUAAAUCAGGAUUCCUUGUAGAACUACAGAUUUAUGGUAACUUUAUUUAAAAAUCUAGUAGACGAUGUAAAGAUUGUGCAUAUCACAGUGACAGUUUAAAAAUCUCUUAAUAAAUAUACGUUUCUUAUUCAGUGUGUUAUGAUUUUCUCGUCAAGAAACUCUGUUAUUUAUCGAACGAAAUAUUAUGAGUUUCAAGUAACGACGUGACGCUAGGAAGAAGUGGAGAAUAAGUACUACUCCCGUAACACAAAGCAAUUCGAGGAAUUAUUCUUCUCUAUCACUUUAUGGAUAUAUUCAGUCAUCUCUUUUAUAGCGUUCUGUGACCUAACAAAGGGAGUAGCAUUCAGCAGUGACGAUGCAACAGACGAUCAAGCUGCCCCACAUCCCCCAGACUUUCUCUAAAAGACCAUUCGAGGGAUGGGACCGAGCGCUGCUGCAGGCUGCGAACGAUGAUUUUGCUGUGCCUAUAAGAAUUCCCAAGGAAGCCAGGGUCGCAGACAGACCGGAACCACGACGCUUCCAGUCUGAACCAAGACAUCACAAAAUCACGUCACUUCCUCCUGCUGGCCAAAAUGGCAGACUCGUGGCCCAGCAGAACGUGUCCAAGAACAACUACACGGCGUACCUGCCCACAGGUGUCAGUGACAACUACAAUGGGAAACCAUCACCUCGACAGCACUCCCUGCCAGCCAGAAAACCUGGAGACAGCGGGCGAGUCCGAAAAGUCAAUUCAGCCCCUGGAAAAGAGAACAAAGACGAGGUGGCCAAAGUAGUGGCUGCUCUGGUGAGGUCAAGGAUGGGAGAAGUGGAACCUGGACCUGAGACAGCCCAUCGGCUCACAGAUCCCAUCCAGACCAAAAUUCACCUCGUGUUGGCAGCAAGAUUGACCCCGAUACCUACUGGGACACUGCCACCCGGCACCGUCCUAACCAACCAUACAUUUCAAACCGGCCUAAGACGUGGCGAUCUCGUCCUAGACAGAAAACGACAAGAAUAAAAAAGCAGCGACACGCCGUUUCCCUCCCCACACACCCCUCAGAAACGUCAGGUACGUCGAGCAUGAAUGAGGACAAGCUUCCAUCAGACGACGAAGUCGAUGAUGACAUAUCGCCUGAAAUGAACGCGUCAAACGAUGGGGAAUUCUCGCCAAGAACUUCCGUAGACAGAAAAAUCAGUCCCGCUGCUAAAGGGAGCAAAAAACAGCCAUGGAACAACAAUGUAAAUAUCGUGCAAAACUCCAAACCUGAGCCGAAAGUGAAUUCUCGUCGCUAUAUCGAGGGCUUGACGUUCAAACCUACUCUGACGUCAAAAGACGAUGUAUAUAACGCUUAUAUUGGACAAGAAGAAUUGGGUGAUGGUAAUGACUCAGGAAUGUCGGGUAGUGAAGAGGAGGAAUACAUGUCUCCAGCAGAGGACAGCAAUUUCUCACGAUCUUUAGAGAACUCUCCUCAACGAGGCGAGAAAGGAGAGAGAGUUCUCAACAAGCGAGAAGCGAUAAAAUAUAUCAAAAUGACAGGCGUGUAUGGAAGUGACGCAUACAAAAAUCAGCGAAAAGAAUGGUUCCUUCAAAAAUUAGCAAAAGCGCAAGAGGAUAAAGCAAAAGACGCAGAGGAACGAAAGAAAAUGGAACGUCGAAAACGAGAGGAGAACAAGGAAAGACAGCAACGUCAGCUGAAAGAAGUGAGGCAAAGGUUCAGACAGGAGCAAGUUCACAGGUUCCGCACUCAGUAUGUGACGUCUCGGGUACUCGAGCACGAGCACGCCAACAGAUAUCAGUACGGUUUACCUGAGGAUUAUGAAGAUGGCUUUAGAAAAGAAAGCAAUCAAUCUGAGUUCGAUCAGAGCAAAGGGGGUAAAGAAGAAACGUCUUCCAAAUCGAAAUCUACCGAUAAGAGCAAAAGUCCAGGCCCCAAAUUCCAAUCUAAAGGUGCAAAACCCGGGGCGGCCAAAUCAGUAAAUAGGGGGCGCGGCGGUCCUGAUCAAAACCAUGACCCACAAAAACAGAAGGCUGAGGAAGACAGAGAGAAAAUUGUUAAGAACCAACAAUCAUGGUACGCAGAUAUGGCGUCAUCGCAACCUAACACGGGUGACACUGAGAAUUCUGAAGCCAUAGAAGAAACCGAAAAUUCCAGAGUUCAGGAUGACGGUUUGCAGAAGGAAAUCAACGAAGAAAGAACAGAUCCUCUGCAAGAUCGAUCUAGCUAUGACAAACACGAAAAAGACUCUAAAGUUGUGACGGACACUGCUAAAAGAAACAACGCACGGAGAUCGGAUAAAGACAUCCUAGCCAAAGCAGAAAAACUAGAGAAGAGAUAUACAAAUAAUCGUGAUAAAAAGAAACCUUCAAACGGACGCCCUGGUGGAGAGGCAGCCCCAGGACCCCAGACUACACAACCUUCCAUACGGGAACAAACAGGGGCACCUCCAGACAGCGAAAUAGCCGUAUGGCGUCUCCUGAUCUGACUCUCGGUUCAGACUUUGAGGUGGACGACGAAGAUGAAACGGAAGACGACAUCUUUGAACGGUUGAGAAAGAAAUACAACAUUAAAAUCGACAGUGACGAAGAAGACAUCUAAUCACCCCCAAGCUGUCAACAUUUCAUGGAGUUAUACAAAUAAAUGUAUACAUAUAU